Darwinula stevensoni is the source of this 666-nucleotide messenger RNA. The record is from the annotation of a GenBank genome assembly. NCBI's taxonomy places the organism in Eukaryota, Metazoa, Arthropoda, Ostracoda, Podocopida, Darwinulidae.
CACUCGCUCCUAGGAGAUGAAGUGGAGGCAAGAAAACGAGGAACCGAGGAGAUCUCGAACCAGAGCUCGGUGCCGCAACUUCUGAGCCGUAUCGCUGAACUCCAAGAGCGAAUCCGCAUCCUCGAGGCCAAACGUUCCAACUCCAACUGUCAGGAGGACGAUGACCAUGCGGCCAUCAGUCCCCUCAAGAGUGAGGUGUCUCGGCUGCGGCUGCAGGUGCUGGAGCGGGACGGCCAGAUGAGCGAGCUGCGCGAUCGCUACGCGAAACACAGGGCCGUCCUCACCGAAAACUGGCGAAGAGCCGAGAACGAGGUCGCACGUCUCGACCACACCAUGGACCGAGUCCUUCUCGGCCUGCAGAGCUCUCCGGAAGCGGUGGCCUCGAGUCCGGGCCUCAAGAACCUGUUGGAAGAACUCGCAGGCACGCGAGGUGGAAUCGGGAAUUCGUACAACGGGAACAAGAUGGCAGGCUGGAGCCCGAAACGCUGGACUAACGGGACCAUCGACGAGGCGGCAGAGAUCGAGACCAUCAUCGAGUGAUCGUUCCCCGGCAUUCUUUGCGCACAUAUCAGGCUGCCCCUCGUCCCCCUCCCCCUGCCUCUUUUUCCGAUGUAGUGCAUCCCACCAAAAUGUUUUUUUUUUUUUCAGUGUGAAGUGAAAUUGAGA